GGGCACGAGGCGCUCCCUGGGAUCACAUGGUACCUGCUCCAGUGCCGCGUGCGGCCCGGGAACCCGGGGUUGCUGGCGCCUGCGCAGAGCCCUCUGUCCCAGGGAAAAAGGCUGGGGCAAAAGGCGGCUGAGAUUGGCAGAGUGAAAUAUUGCUGCCGAGAGAUCGUAGCAGGGCACACGUCUCGCUUCUUCGCGCUUGGGUGCCCGGUUUCUCUUCAUCACCUACUUAUUUCCUGACUGCAACCUCUCUCCCUCUGGGACUUUUUGCACCAGGAGCUCCAGAUUUGCCACCCUGCAGCGCUGCGGAGCCGUCAAGCAGUACUGCUCCGUGCACUGCAGAGAUCCGACUCCUAGCUACCUUCUAACCAGAACUACCGCGGACUGAUCCCCCUUCUCCCCUCCUCUCUGUGCUCUUCUCAUGCAAAGGAGACCUCCGUUACCUCAGCGUCCCACCCUUCCGCAGGGUUGCGGUUUGGCCACCCCAAGAUCUUGCUGCAGUGUGUCCCCGAUCCUGAUCGUGAGCCGCGGGGUCCACUCCCCGCCCUCAGCCAGUAUCCAGGGGGCGACAGUGGUAAUUGCAACCUCCACUUUGUGUCAAGGUCCCGUUUGAAUGACCGCUCUCAGCCGGUAAAGACAUGACGACCCUGGACUCCAACAACAACACAGGUGGUGUUAUCACCUACAUUGGCUCCAGUGGCUCCUCCCCGAGCCGCACCAGCCCGGAAUCCCUCUACAGUGACAGCUCGAAUAGCAGCUUCCAGUCCCUGACCCAAGGCUGCCCUGCCUACUUCCCACCGUCACCCACAGGCUCCCUCACCCAGGACCCAGCCCGUUCCUUUGGGAGCAUUCCACCCAGCUUGAAUGAGGAUGGCUCCCCUUCUUCGACAUCCUCCUCCUCUUCGUCCUCCUCUUCCUUCUACAAUGGGAGCUCCCCAGGGAGUCUACAAGUGGCCCUGGAAGACAGUAGCCGAGUGUCCCCCAGCAAGAGCACCAGCAACAUCACCAAGCUGAACGGCAUGGUGCUGCUGUGUAAAGUGUGCGGGGACGUUGCCUCAGGCUUCCACUACGGCGUGCAUGCCUGUGAGGGCUGCAAGGGCUUCUUCCGUCGGAGCAUCCAGCAGAACAUCCAGUACAAGAGGUGUCUCAAGAAUGAAAACUGCUCCAUCGUCCGCAUCAAUCGCAACCGCUGCCAGCAGUGUCGCUUCAAGAAGUGUCUCUCCGUGGGCAUGUCUCGAGAUGCUGUGCGUUUUGGGCGCAUCCCCAAGCGAGAGAAGCAGCGCAUGCUGGCUGAGAUGCAGAGUGCCAUGAACCUGGCCAACAACCAGCUGAGCACCCAGUGUCCGCUGGAGACCUCGCCCGCACAGCACCCCGCCCCAGGCCCCGUGGGCCCCUCGGCCCCCCCAGCCCCGGCCCCUUCACCACUAGUGGGCUUCUCCCAGUUCCCACAACAGCUGACGCCUCCGCGCUCCCCAAGCCCCGAGCCCACCGUGGAGGAUGUGAUUUCCCAGGUGACUCGGGCCCACCGAGAGAUCUUUACCUAUGCCCAUGACAAGCUGGGCACCUCACCUGGCAACUUCAAUGCCAAUCGUGCAUCUGGCAGCCCUCCGGCCACCACCCCACAUCCCUGGGAGAGUCAGGGCUGCCCACCUGUCCCCAAUGACAAUGCCCCGGCCACUCAGCUUCACAAUGAAGCCCUGAACAGUUUACGCCAGGCGUCCUGCUACCCUCCCGCCUGGGCCCCUGGUCCUGCCCACCACAGCUGCCACCAGCCUAACAGCAAUGGGCACCGUCUAUGCCCCACCCACGUGUACGCAGCACCAGAAGGCGAAGCAACUGCCAGCAGUCCUCGGCAGGGCAACUCCAAGAACAUUCUGCUGGCAUGCCCCAUGAACAUGUACCCGCAUGGACGCAGUGGGCGAACUGUGCAAGAGAUCUGGGAGGAUUUCUCCAUGAGCUUCACGCCCGCGGUGCGGGAGGUGGUAGAGUUUGCCAAGCACAUCCCUGGCUUCCGCGACCUUUCUCAGCACGACCAGGUCACCCUGCUUAAGGCUGGCACCUUUGAGGUGCUGAUGGUGCGCUUUGCAUCGCUGUUCAACGUGAAGGACCAAACAGUGAUGUUCCUGAGCCGCACCACCUACAGCCUGCAGGAGCUCGGUGCCAUGGGCAUGGGAGACCUGCUCAGUGCCAUGUUCGACUUCAGCGAGAAGCUCAACUCCCUGGCGCUUACCGAGGAGGAGCUGGGUCUCUUCACCGCGGUGGUGCUCGUCUCGGCAGGUAGGCCAAGCUGUCGCCUGGCCCUGACCCGGGGAGGAGGCGGACGCAGUUCGAUUCAACACACCUUUUAUGGAGUACCUACUCUAUGCCAGGCCCUGCACGGGGCGCUGGGGAUACAGACAUGAUUCAGACACAGUCU
This is a messenger RNA of Condylura cristata (star-nosed mole), 2413 nucleotides long. RefSeq names its product nuclear receptor subfamily 1, group D, member 1 (gene NR1D1). Gene Ontology annotation, biological process: hormone-mediated signaling pathway; negative regulation of transcription by RNA polymerase II; positive regulation of transcription by RNA polymerase II. Bases 636 to 2399 code for a protein of 587 amino acids. The transcript has 7 exons. NCBI's taxonomy places the organism in Eukaryota, Metazoa, Chordata, Mammalia, Eulipotyphla, Talpidae. Gene Ontology annotation, molecular function: zinc ion binding; nuclear receptor activity; RNA polymerase II cis-regulatory region sequence-specific DNA binding. The record is from RefSeq and is a predicted model, not a curated record.